Strongylus vulgaris is the source of this 330-nucleotide messenger RNA. Lineage: Eukaryota; Metazoa; Nematoda; Chromadorea; Rhabditida; Strongylidae. The record is from the annotation of a GenBank genome assembly.
AUGUGUCGCAACGAAACAACAAAGAGUUCCAACGAUACUUCAACGAGCUACAGCGAUACGUCAACGAGCUCUCAUGAGAUGACAACGGACUACGAUUACUAUAUCGAGGAAAACUACUAUAACUACUAUAACCCUACCUUUGUUCGAAGAAUCAUGUUUCCGCUUAGUGCUGCAGCGCACUCUAGCAACCCCGAAGAUUGUAUUAAAACCAUUGAUCAUGGAGAGAAAGAGAUUAAAAAUGUGACAGUAUAUGGCAAAUUGGAUAACAGCUCUUCUGGUUACACUGCCGUGCUUCCCGAGAGAACUGCGAUCGUCAUAGGCUUCAGGUGA